CUGUCAAAAAUGAGAAAUUUGGACCCUGGGUAGAUUUGGAGAUCAUGCUACAGUACUGUUUUCCUCGGCUGGAUAUUAAUGUUAGCAAAGGAAUCAAUCAUUUACUGAAGAGUCCGUUCAGCGUUCAUCCUAAAACAGGUCGUAUUUCUGUUCCUAUUAAUUUGCAGAAAGUGGAUCAAUUUGACCCAUUCACCGUUCCUACCAUAAGCCAGAUCUGCCGUGAAUUAGAUAUGGUCUCCACUAAUGAAGAUGAUGGAGACAAGGAGAAUGAAGCUGAACCUGACACCAAGCGUCGUACUAGAGAUUAUAAGAAGACCAGUUUGGCUCCCUAUGUGAAAAGUUUUGAACAAUUUUUGGAAGAACUGGAUAAGUCCAGAAAAGGAGAACUUCUGAAAAAGAGUGAUGCACAGAGAGACUUCUGAAGACAGCGGCUCCCUUUAUACCAAAGUAGAUUUCUCUGACCUUCAACCAGUAGCUCAUUAUAUCCAACCAUGUAAUAAUAUGCUAGACCAUACACAAUAUAAUUAUUGGGUCAUAGCUUACGAAUGUUAACAGCAGUUUAUAUUGAAAAGGUUCCUAAUGCCAUUAAAAAUAUAUUCACAAAUGUAAGGCAUCUGGCAGAAAGAGAAUUUGGUGAUAGUUGGAUUUGAUAUCAUUUUCAAAGUAGAUUUUUUUUGGAGAGGAGGAAUCAGGCUUUCACAGAUUCCAGUUCAUUAGCUUUGUAGGAUAAUUUGUUUAUAACAAAGUGGGUACCUUUAAUAUUUUUUGGUAACAAAAGUUUUCACCUUUUGUUACCAAAAAUAUUAUUAAAGACAUUUGAGCAAUAAAAUAUUCAAGAUCCUAAUUUCAAUUCACUGGAAACAGUUGGGAGAUUUUCCUGAUAGAGGAAGAGUUUGUCCUUAAGUCUCAGCCAGUUAAGCUAAUUGACCUCACGUAUUUUCUGAGUCACAACAGAACUUUUCUGAGUUUCUGUUUGUCUGCCAUUGAUACCCCCAGCGCCCAGCCUUCACAAUUAAUUUUUAAAUAGGACCCAGAACCUUUUUUCCUUUUUAAAAAUUUUUAACUUAAAACAACCCCCCCAAUAAAUGAGCCUUUCCAUACAGAACACAGAGGGAUUGUGUAUGAAACUAUGAAUCUCUGCUUUAUACUUCUUGCUUUUUUUAAAUGAUAAAUUUUAUAUGUUACUUUCCAAACCAACUUGCUUAUCUAUACUUGUUUCUGUUUUCUUCUAUGCAUUUUUAAAAAAUGUUUCAAUGGCCCACUUUAUUUGGCAUCAUAAUUGCUAAUCUGCUUUUUCCUCCACCCCUCCAUUAAAAACUGAAAAAAACUUGUAACACCUCAGUCAAACAAAAUGAAUCCACACAGUAACCAAGUGCAAAAAUAUCUAUCUCUUUCUGUCCUUGAGUCCAUCACUUUUUCGUCAGGAGGUGACAGGCUUUGGAGACAUGGUUAUUCAUUGCAUCGAUCAGAGGUCUUAAAUUUACCUUUCUAGCUUUCUCUUGUCUGAGUUUUCAUUUCAACGUUUUUAUUCAGUGGUGGUCUUUUCUUCAGAAAUGCUUAAGUCUUCCAUUCCAUUUCAUUUUUGAAAUUUUACCCUUACUUGCUGGUUUAACACUAUUGAUACUAAGUAGAGUAUUCUUCAAGGCUGUUUCCAAAGAAACCACUUGUGGCUACUUCUUGUUCCCAUGUUCCUAGAAUCCUUAAAAUUAAGGAACAGUCUAGAAAUAAAUACUGGCCAACCUUACUAUCAAAGACUUAGAGUUAUGUGAUAAAAAGCACCUGGACAUUUUAAAAUAGCCAAAUACUUUACUUUGAAAAUAUAUUUUCAAUUUGGUUUUAUCCAGAUACUUGAUAUUGUGUCAAUAUAAUCCAAGUGACAGAUUUCCUUUAUUUACUAUUAAACUUUUAAAAUGCUUUAUUAAUAUUCUUUUUCCGUAUUAAUGUACUUCCUACCAACUCACCUCUCCCUUGCCCCCAAAUGGAAGCCCUCCAUUAUAGCAAAUUUAUGUAAUCAGGCAAAACAUAUCAAGAAAUUGUCCACAUCCAAAAAAAUGCAUAUCUGAUUCUGGACCUCUGUUCUAUCACUUCUCUACUGUGUCCGUCAGUCAAUAAAUAGUCAAUCAAUAAAUACAUAAGUGCUUACAGGUACUGUGCCAGGUGCUGGAGAUACAAAUAUUACAAAGUCCCUACUUUCAAGGAGCCUUACUACAAUCUAAUGGGGGGAAAUCAUACAAAAGAAAACUGAAAGAAGAUGGUGAAAGGGCUCACAUGGAAUGGUGGAGAAAGCAAAGCCCACAGUGAGUGCUGGUGAGUGAAAAAUGAGACAUCAGUCCUAUUCUCCUCCUUAAAUGGAGGAAUUAAGGGUUCUUUUCUCCAAUAAGAAGGGCAGAAGGUACUAAUAAACAAGGCUGAUUGGAUCUUGGAAGAUGAGAUUUCCCAAUGAUGAGUUUCCUGGAAGCAUGGGAGAAGCCAAAAAAGUCCACAACAAAAGUAUCCAGAUGGGAAAUGGGAUGUCAUCAAGACAUCCCCAGCACUUAGCACAGUGCCUGGCACCUUUGUUGUUGUGUUCAGUAGUGUCUGACUCAUGACCGCAUGGACAUGCUAUAGCAUGCCAGGCCCUUCUAUCCUCUACUAUCUCAUAAAGUCUCUCCAAGCUCAUGGUCAUUGUUUCCAGGACACUAUCCUCUGCCAUCCUCUUUUCCUUUUGCCUUCACUGUUGCCCAACAUCAGGGUCUUUUCCAGUGAGUCCUCUGUUUUCAUGUGGCCAAAUAUUUCAGCUUCAAUAUUUUACCUUCCAAUGAAUAGUCUAAGUCAUUUCCUUUCUCUAAGUAUUGAUUAAUUGAUUUGAUCUCCUUGCUGUCCAAGAGAAUUUCAAGUCUUCUCCAGAACAACAAUUUGAAAGCAUUGAUUCUGCAGUGCUCAGUUUUUCUUGUAGUCCAGUUCUCACAGCCAUAUAUUGCUACUGGAGAAACCAUAGCUUUGACCAUAUGAACCUUUGUCAGCAAGGCGCUGUCUCUCUCCUUUUUGAAUGCUGUCCAAAUUUGCUGUAGCUUUCCUUCCAAGGAGCAAGCAUCUUUUAAUUUCGUGGCUACAGUCACCAUCUUCAGUGAUCUUUGUACCCAAGAAUAUAAAAUCUGACACAGCUUCCAUUUCUUCUGCCUCUAUUUGCCAGGAAGUAAUGGGACCAGUUGCAAGAUCUUAGGUUUGGUUUGGUUUGUUUGUUUGUUUUUUUAAUAAUAAGCUUCAAACCAGCUUUUACACUCUCCUCUUUUACCCUCAUUAAGAGGCUUCUUAAUUUUUCACUUUCUGCCAUCAGAGUGGUAACAUCUGCAUAUCUAUGAUUGUUAAUAUUUGUCCCAGCAACCUUACUUCUGGCUUUUGAUUUGUUCAGCCUGUCAUUUCAUAUUCUAUGCUCUGUAUAUAAGUUAAAUAAGGUGACAACGUACAGCCUUGUCAUGCCUCUUUUCUAAAUUUAAACCAAUCAUUUGUUCCAUGUUUGGUUCUAACUGUUGUUUCUUGGCCAGCAUACAGGUUCCUAAGGAGACAAGUAUGAUGCUGUAGCACCCCCAUCUCUUUGAGGACUUGUCACAUUUUGUUGUGAUCCACACAGUCAAAGGCUGUACUCAAUGAAAUAGAAACAGAUUUUUUUUUUCUAGAAUUCCUUUGCUUUCUCCAUAAUGCAGCGAAUGUUGACAACUUGGUCCCCAGUUCUGUCUCGUUGAAAACCAGCCUACUCUUCUGGUAAUUAUCAGUUCACUUAUUGCUAAAGCUUAGCUUGCAGAAUCUUUAACAGAACCUUGCUGGCAUAUGAAAUGAGUGCAAUUGUUCAGUAAUUUGAACAUUUUUUGGUAUUGCCCUUCUUUUGAUUUGUGAUGUAAAUUGAUCUUUUCCAAUCCAAUGGCCAUUGUUGUAUUUUCCAGAUUUGCUGGCAUAUUGAAUGCAGCAUGUUAGCAGCAGCAUCUUUGAGGAUUUGAAAUAGCUCAGCUGAAAUUCCAUCAUCUCCACUAGCCUUAUUGUUAGCAAUGCUUCCUAAGGCCUACUUGACCUCGUUCUCCAGGAUGUUUGGCUCCACAUCAGUGACCACACCAUCAUGCUUAUCUCAGUUAUAUUAAGAUCUUUCUUGUAUAGUUCUGCAUAUUCUUGUCUUCUCUUCUUAAUCUCUUCUACUUCUGUCAAGUC
Molecule: messenger RNA, 4179 nt
Organism: Vombatus ursinus (common wombat)
Lineage: Eukaryota; Metazoa; Chordata; Mammalia; Diprotodontia; Vombatidae
Gene: PRIM1
Product: DNA primase subunit 1
Exons: 5
Coding region: 45-422 (125 amino acids)
Biological process (GO): DNA replication, synthesis of primer
Cellular component (GO): alpha DNA polymerase:primase complex
Source: RefSeq, a predicted model, not a curated record